GAAAGAAGGUGGCAUAAGUUCCCUUCCACCAAGCACUCCCUCGCCUCCCAGUCACCGUGAAUCCGCAGUCUUGGUGGCGGCGGCGGACUAAACGAGACCAACAGGCACUCACACUUACUUCAUUUACAUGUGCCGGCUUUCGUGAACCGGCCAUUCACCUGAACCUGUUGAAAUACAGUAGUAGGAUGGUCCCACAGUACUAGUACCGUCCCUGCCUUGCUCUAAGGCAACCACCUCAAGAUAUGCCGCGGAGAGACCACCUGCUGCACGGAGGUGAUGGAACGCAAGCUCAGCGUGGAGAGCCGCCAGGAGUUUGACACCAACCUCAAGAACCUCCUCAACCCACUGGCCAAUCUGUUCAGCAAGAAGAACGUGAAGCUGAACGAGGUGUUCUACAAGCUGCUCAACCAGAGUCGGAAAAACUUUGAUGAGAUGUUCAGCCGCACAUAUGGCAUCCUGUACCAGCAGAAUGCCUAUGUCUUCACCACACUGUAUGACAAGCUGGAGGACUACUUCAGGAAUGGAGAGCAGGACCUGCAGGUUACCAUGGACAACUUCUUCAAGCUUUUAUACCAACGCAUGUUCACCGUCUUUAAUGUCCAGUACACUUUUAACAACCGAUACCUGCGAUGUGUAACUCACCACAUGGAGCAGCUGAAACCAUUUGGUGAAGUUCCAAAGAAACUCACGACUCAGAUCAAGAGAAGUUUUGUGGCUUUACGCACCUUUGCCCAAGGGCUUGCAAUAGGCCGAGAUGUGGUGAAAAAUGUCCUCAAGGUGAAUCCAAGUAUCAGUUGUGUGCAUGAGCUAAUGAGGAUGACCCACUGUUCUACCUGUGAUGGUCAUAAGGGAGUGAGGCCUUGUCUGCCCUACUGCAGGGAAGUCAUCAACCUUUGCCUGAUCCACCACCAGCCACUAGUAGAAUCCUGGAUAGAUUAUGUUGAUGCCAUGGUUAAAGUUGGGGAAAGGUUAGAGAAUCCCUUCAACAUUGAUAAUGUUGUCCAGCCAGUAAAUUACAAAAUCUCAGAUGCAAUCAUGAAUUUUCAAGAGUCCGGUGUAGAUAUCUCUGAGAAGGUGUUCAAGGGGUGUGGUCCCCCUCAGCUAGGACGCAAGAGGAGAGAGGCAGUUCGUGGUGAGCUAACACCAGAGUUUUUGGACUUCAGAAGCAAUGAUCGGCAAGAUAAGAAGAGGGACAGGGAUACUGAUGAUGUGUCUGUCAGUAGACACGUCCAUGAAAUCAAGACUAAGAUUAGGAAUUCACGUGACUUUUGGAGUGAGCUUCCCACCAAAAUGUGCAGAGAUGCAGCCAAGGAAGGAGCUGCCAGCUGCUGGACAGGCACCAAGCUUGGCAAGUAUGAAGCAAGCAGUGGACUGAACAUUUCUGAGCCUCCUCACCACAGCUCAGAAAUGGACGAGCAGAUCAUGCGGAUCAAGGUCAUAACCAACAAGCUGCUUGAUGCAUACUUGGGGAAAGAUGUAUCAUGGAUUGAUGAAGAGACUUGGCUGAAGACCAGCAACAGACAGAAUGAAGAGACUGUCGGUGACGAUGCCACAGUAGGGUAUGAGGGAAGUGGCAGUGGCAGUGGUGAUGGUCCCCCAGCCUCCUCUGGGCACUAUCCCCCAGAUGAUGAGGAUGCCUACACCUCGUCUGGAAAAGGAGAUGACAGGACCCGGUACGAAGACGACUCUUACGAUGAUGAUGAAGACAUCUACUUGUACAGUAAUUCAGGAGGAGGCAGACGGGACAACAACAAUGCUUAUGAGGGCUCAGGUGCAGGUUGGGAUGGGGAUGAUUAUGAAGGAUCAGGAGGCUUUGUACCCAAGACUCGCCGGCCAGUUCACAAGACCCCCCCACAUGAAACUCCUGGCCGCAGUACUCCCAAGAGUGAGGGGGAGCAGCCUCCCUCAGGUGCCUCAAAGGAGACCAUGUCACUAAAUCGUGCCAUCACCAUCUAUAUGCUGCCAGCCAUCAUCAUGUUCCUGGGGUCCUUGGUCUAAGGCUCCCUUUUUAGUCCACAGGUGGCAAAACUGAACUAUGAGAUAUUGAAAAGAAAAAGAAAAACAGUUACCUGAUUGUAAAAUGGUGAGUGGUGACUUUUGGAUGACACACAUGGAGGAAGCCACACUGGAAAAACUGUCAAGGUGACUUUUCCUGGAAAGUUACAAAAUUUGUCAUUUUUUUAUAUUUUUUGUAUUGCUCAGUGCUUUUAGUUUCUACAUGAAUGUUAGACACUGAAAACAGUUUAGAUGGGAAUUGGACAAUGACUUAUUGUAAUCCAAAAAUGAAAAUUAUUAGAUGAAAAAUUUGAAUAUUUCAGCAAUGAAAAAUUUAAGUAUUUAAGCAUUUUCCUUGUGCAUUACCUGAGUUUGAUGCCAGUUUGUGACUGAAUCAUUGGAAAGAGUUGAAAAGUCAACCAUACAGACGCCUUGUGUUAUGCUGACCAUGCUUAGGCCGGCAGUUGGUGGUGACCCAGUGGAGGAGGUCACUGAACUCUGCUGUUGAUUUGUCAGAGAAUGUGACUGUGGUUCUUCAGGUCUGGUGUUUGAGGUUCUCUUACCUGCAAUUUGUCUAAAUAUGAAAGAAAAUCUCACAUAGGCUGAGGAACUGUUGACCUUAUGUAAGUCUCCAGAACAGGAAAACAGGACUGAAGGCUUUGAAACUAAUGUAAUGGAACUUGUAUGCCAAGAGUAUAGCCCUGUAUCAAGUUACAAUCAAGUUGAUUUUAUUAAUGUCCAAUAGUUGUACUGAAGCUUGACAUCUGUAUUUAAUUACUGUUUUUAUUUUGCUUUACUAAUGGUUCAAUCUGAGACCAAUUGACUUGUUCUUUGCAAACCCCUUCAGAGGCCAAUGUCAAUAUAUAUACCUUUUGAUUUCUUCCCUUCAAAGGCCAAGCUAUGAUAUCAGUCUUAAGAUAAAUGUUCAGACAACCUAACACUGAACCCCUUGCAUGCAGUCCCCUUCUGUUGCUGUGAUAGCUAAGUAUAUCAAAACAUUUAUCUGGUCUUGAAUCAAAACUCGGCCGUCCAGGCAAGAAAUUUACCACAUUUCCUCCUUCAUUUUAUUUCUUAUUUAUGUACUCUUCUGAAUAUGUAGUCCACUAUGUAUGAAUGUGUAUGUAUAAUGUGAUUAGUUUUCAGCAUACUCUUACUUUUGUCUAGUGAUGAAAGUAUUGUUAGAAUCAUCAGCUCAUUACAUUACCAAGAUUUAGGACUCUCACUGUAAGCGUGUCUUUUUUCAUCAUCAUUGUGAGAAAAUGAUUUGUCUGUUGUGUGAUAAUCAUCAUACUUGCAUAUAGAUAUCUUCUAAGAGCAUAAUAUAGACCAACAAGAGGACCUCUCACCCUAGAUAUAAUAGGUAGCCAAGAUAUGAGGACUUGAUUAUUACUGUUGACAUUCAUGAAAGGUGAUGUUCUUAGUUACAGUAGCCCAGAAUUAACUUGAUGGUCCUACAGGAGGAUAGCAGAGUGGUCUUGAAUGCUCUGUAUUUAAUGCCUGGAUGCAGUGCUGUUAUUCAUACUCUACCAUAUCUAUUAACAAUAAGACAUUAAAGUUGGGUAUUGACUCUUACUUUUGGUGCAGACCAAACAAUAAUCUUAAUCUUAAAUGGAAAGCAAUAAGUAUGUACAAUACUGUAAAGUGAUUUGUGAAGACUCCAGAACUAUCCACAUUUAAAAAUACAUUGUAAUUUAUUUAAAAUGAAAUUAUUAUUCUACUAGACCAGGAAUGGGCAGCCUCUCUGAAUCAGCAGGCCAUAGGGUCAUUUUAAGUAUAGAAUUGUGGGACACUUGUUUCUGGAACAAUGAUUUCAAAUACUUCACGCACACUAAUAAUGAAAAGUAAAAACCCAUUAAAGUUAAAAUUCUAUCUAUAUAGGAAGCUCACAUCCCUCUUAACCUUUAAAUCACUGCAAUGGCUUAACUAACUUCACAACUUUCUUAAAUUACCAUAUACUUUUAAUGUGCAAUUCAAUAAAUUCAAUAAAAUUAUCAUAUUUCCCUGUACUAGAGAAAAAUCUCAGAAUUGAAACCACCAGUGUUCAAGGGUUAAGAGAAGGCAGCCAAGAAGAUGCCAAUGAAGCAAUAUAAAUGCAGAGAAUGGGUUUCCUGUCCCCUCUCUGUCCCUUUUAGUUGUCUUUUAUAACAUCCACAGGAUGUGUGGUGGCAAAAUUAAUCCACUUGGUGCACCCGGGCUAUGUCAUGGCCAAUGUUGACCCUAAAAACUGCCACUUAUAUUUUUCAAAAUAACAUUAGGCAUGAGUACCAAUGAUAUGUAGUGUUUUUUUUUUUUUUUUUUUUUUUAUCCUUUCCACCUGCAGUCAGAUAUAUUACUAAAGUGAUUAUAACAACUGAACAGAGAGAAAAGUGUAACAAACUGCAAAAUUUUAAAAUUCAAAAUACACAUCAGAUCUUUAUAAUAACAAAUUUGGAAUGCCAUUACCAAAAACCAUUCUGUUGUCUACUGUAUUACAGCUGUAAGUCACAACUCAAGAUACGUAAUUACCACAGUACACUGCGCCACUACAGGGUGUACCCAGGCCACACGUGGCUUGCUGACCACAGGUUGCCCAUGUCUGUCCUAGAAACUUAGGUCUUUAUGUUUUGAGUUACUUUAUCUUUUGCAAAUACAAAGUUGGUGAUCUCAAGAGCUUGGUUAAACUCUACCUCCUCUCACACAUAGGUGGGCUAUAGGUCUGUGUGCAGUCUGGAUAUAAGUACAGGAAAAUGCUUGCAGGUGUUAAUAUUUGCUUUCUUUGUAUCCCACUUGAGAUGUAAGUCAUACAGGAAGAGUUAUAUUUGGCUAGGAAGUAUGUUAAUCGUACUAAGUUACUGGGUCAGUACAUAUUUAUAUGUAUUUGCACAAGUCCUCUUUGUUACUGAUAUGCUGAGUUAGUAAGGUCACCAGUUCUACAUAUGUAUCAUAUUACAGCCAGUCUUAUUUCCAUUAAAUUAACCAUAUAAGCACAAGAGGAGGUAUUAUAACGUGUUAUAUUUUGUAUUAUAUACUGCCAUCAAGUUAGGUACCUUGUAAAUUUGUCACAAAUUUAGUUAUUUAAUAAUUGUAUAUUGAUUUUUAUAUGUAUGAAUUCAGUAUGAGCACUUUUGUAUGUAACUACUCCUUACCUGCAUAUGAUUUAUUUUCAAUAAUUUUUACUCUUCUCUAAGUUUCUCACAUAGUAUAAAAUUCUGAAGCUUGUGUGAGGCACUUAAGGUCUGCAGGCCCUGGAGGCCCCAAGUGGAUUGAGAUGCUAGCAGUAACUUCACAGGACCCAGUGAGAAACUUCACCUUCUGUCUGUACGUGCUUGGGUCUCUUGUGGUUUUGGCAGAUGAUGAUGUGGCAGGCUUUUUAAGUGAUGAUUUGACACUACCAGCUCUGUAAAGAAAGUUUGAAAAAAAUUAUUUAUCCUCAGAGUGCAAGGUAUACAUACUAAGCUAGUUUUGAUGUAUAAAUUCUUUUAGCUUUCAUAAUAAUUUUGAGGAAUGUUACCAAUAGUAAGAGUAUCUAAAAUAAAGAAAUUGGAGAAGGAUGGGCUAAAAAUAUUGCUUACUUAAUGCACCACAAUCCUGCUACUGAAGUUUUGCAAGAAUGUAAAAUUUACUCAUUAGUCCUCCAAGAAAUUGUAGAACUGGUGUUGAAGUUUUCAUAGUCACUAAUAAGACCUCAGACAAUACUGCAUUUAAUUAUAGUCUCAAGCACUGAUGUAAAGGUAUGUGGAUUGAUAAUUGCCUCAAUCAGUCAAUGCAUUACUGGGCAGUUUAUUAAAUUCCAUUCUGUAAGGAGGAUGUCUGUACAGAGAUAUUUUGUUAUUUUAUUGUACAUAAUACAUAAUGUGAAAAUCUCCUCAUUCUUUUUUACCUAAACAUGACUCACAUGGAGGUUACCCUGAUUGAAUGCAGUACCAAACUUAGUACCACCUUGCAAUUAUCAGUUUUUCAAUGAUGAUCAAUAUAUAAAAUACACCCUUAAUUUAUGGAUCCAUUUAGAGGAAACUGAAAACCUAAUGAAAGAUAAGAGGGUGUCAGAAGCUGGAAAUUUGAUAAAGAUAUAAAGUAAAAGGGUGCCAAUAAAGAUGAAAAUUUGAAUAAAA
This is a messenger RNA of Scylla paramamosain (green mud crab), 6086 nucleotides long. RefSeq names its product glypican-4-like. Bases 277 to 1998 code for a protein of 573 amino acids. Gene Ontology annotation, biological process: regulation of signal transduction; regulation of protein localization to membrane; cell migration. Gene Ontology annotation, cellular component: extracellular region; cell surface; plasma membrane. The record is from RefSeq and is a predicted model, not a curated record. NCBI's taxonomy places the organism in Eukaryota, Metazoa, Arthropoda, Malacostraca, Decapoda, Portunidae. The transcript has 10 exons.